Messenger RNA from Armigeres subalbatus, 1740 nucleotides. RefSeq lists its product as uncharacterized. NCBI's taxonomy places the organism in Eukaryota, Metazoa, Arthropoda, Insecta, Diptera, Culicidae. The record is from RefSeq and is a predicted model, not a curated record. Bases 1 to 1740 code for a protein of 579 amino acids. Gene Ontology annotation, biological process: DNA integration. The transcript is spliced from 4 exons. Gene Ontology annotation, molecular function: zinc ion binding; nucleic acid binding.
AUGAUACAAAUCGCGAGUCAAAUCAUGGACGAUUCUCUGGGCCAUGAUGAGUCGGGUCGUCGCUCCUGCUCGGGUACGGAUACGGUUGCAGAGAAGGCGCAGAAGGAGACGAAACUGGCGGAGCGGAAACUUCUGGAAGCACGUUGCAAGUCGUUGCUGGUGGAGAAGAUCGCUGUUUCGCAGCUGGAAUACGUCAAGGGUAAGUCCACUCCGAAGGCUAUCUGGGCAACGUUGCAGAAUGUGUUCGCGAAGAAGGGAAUUUCCUGUCAGUUUUACCUACUGAAGCAACUGGCCGUGAUGAAGUACAGCGAACCGAAACCGAUGGAAGAGCAUCUGCUGCGGUUUGAGCGGAUCAUCCGGGAGCUUGCCUCAGCGGACAUCGUGAUGCACGAGCGGCUGGUGGUAACAGUGCACACUCGGCGGAACAAUUGCGACAUUGAGAGCACGUUGGAUGGUGAUUCGGCGUUCUUCGGCGAGCGGUCCAACAUCAAGUGUUUUUCCUGCGGGAAAGUGGGCCACAAGAAGUCAAACUGCCCCAUGAAGAAGGACACGGACCAACGAAAAUCGUCUGGUAAGCCGAAGAAAAAGGAAAGGGCCAACGUUGCUGGUUUCGAAGUGGCAUUCGUGACGGAGUCGGAUGGCGAUGUGAAGCGUGAAGGUAAGAGUUUGAGCCAGUUCCGAUGGAUUCUCGAUUCGGGCGCAACCGAGCAUAUGGUGCAGACAGCGGAUUGUCUUCGGAACGUGGUGAAGCUGGACCAACCGGUCCCAAUCGUGGUUGCAUCCGGAAAGGUUGUGUAUGGUCGUCACUCUGGAACCGUCAAGAUGGUGUCGAUGGUUGGAGGACGGCGAAUCAACAGCGUGAUGAACGACGUACUAUACGUGCCGGAACUGCAGUACAAUCUGUUUUCCGUUCGGCGCAUCGGCAAGCUUGGGAUGCGUGUGACGUUUGGAAACGAUGUAGUGGAAAUCAAGCGUGGCAGCGAUGUGGUUGCCACUGGUAAGUUGUCCGGCAAGUUGUACGUUCUGAACGCAAUCGUGGAGCGUGGACCGGUCGACGAAGCACUGGUCACCCUUUUGGCAAACGAGUACGAGCUGUGGCAUCGAAUAUUCGGCCACAUAGGUAAGAGUGGUCAGAAGACUUUGGUGCGCGACGAAAUGGUCAACGGCAUGGCACUGAGGGAGGGAGCGUUCCGGGAGAACGAAGUCGCCGUAUACAUCCUUGCGGCGAAAGAUGAGGUCCUGGAUGCUUUCAAGCAGUACGCGAACAUGGCCGAAGGACAUUUUGACCGAAAAAUUCGUCGCCUCCGGUGCGACAACGGCGGAGAAUAUGUCAGCAAGGAGUUCCAGCAGUACUGCAGAGACCGUGGAAUGCUGGUGGACUACACCGUUCCAUACACGCCUCAGCAGAACGGCGUGAGCGAGCGCCUAAAUAGGACAAUCCUGGACAAAGCGAGAGCGAUGGUGGAAGAUUCCGGCCUGCCAAAGAAGCUUUGGCGCGAGGCGGUUCAAGCGGCGGUGUACAUCGUCAAUCGGAGUCCGACGGUGGCGUUGAACAAGAAGACGUCAUACGAAAUGUGGUACGGGCACAAGCCAGACGUGUCCAAACUCCGCAUCUGGGGAAGCAAGGCCUACAGUUUCGUUCCCAAGGAGAAGCGAUCCAAGCUGGAUGCUCGUAGCCAGGUAUGUUACUCCGUGGGCUACGGGGUAAACGGAUAUCGGCUGUGGGAUAGCCGGAAGUAG